Tigriopus californicus is the source of this 586-nucleotide messenger RNA. RefSeq names its product prefoldin subunit 4-like (gene Pfdn4). Gene Ontology annotation, biological process: protein folding. The record is from RefSeq and is a predicted model, not a curated record. Gene Ontology annotation, cellular component: cytoplasm; prefoldin complex. Bases 139 to 537 code for a protein of 132 amino acids. NCBI's taxonomy places the organism in Eukaryota, Metazoa, Arthropoda, Copepoda, Harpacticoida, Harpacticidae. The transcript is spliced from 3 exons.
GAUGUCAUCUAGUCACCCUUUGGCUUUGAGUGUGUCCUAAACUUUUCGGCCUCCUGCCUGACAUACCACACUCAAGAAUCCUCUUUUCGCCCGCCCAUCGCGCCCGGCACGCCCAUUAUCACUUCAUCCAAUAACAUCAUGAGUACCACGCCCAAAACGGAUAAAGAGGUCCACAUUGAGUUGGCCGAUCAGCAGAAGAUCAAUCGUUUUGCCAGGCUCAACAAUCGCUUAGAAGAAUGUAAGGAGGACCUCAAAAGCCGAGAAAACGAGGUCCAGACCCUGGAUGACGCUUCGACUGACCUUAUGAUGCUCGAAGACGACGAUGAGUUGGUCCCAUAUCAAGUGGGCGAAGUGUUCGUGUCCAUGAAACAGGACGAAGUUCAGACUCAGAUUGAGGCCCGAAAGGCUGAAGUGGAAGUGGAGGUGGGCAAAAUCAAGGAGAAAAUGGACGGAUUGAAGGGCGAAAUGUCUGAUCUAAAAACUCAUUUGUAUGCAAAAUUUGGCAGUGCCAUUAAUCUCGAGGCGGAUGAAGAAUGAUGAUAAUUAAUAACAACAAUAAAGAUAACAGAGCAUGUUCUGCUAAGAA